Molecule: messenger RNA, 3141 nt
Organism: Belonocnema kinseyi
Lineage: Eukaryota; Metazoa; Arthropoda; Insecta; Hymenoptera; Cynipidae
Product: endoplasmic reticulum aminopeptidase 1-like
Exons: 14
Coding region: 1-3015 (1004 amino acids)
Biological process (GO): proteolysis; peptide catabolic process
Cellular component (GO): cytoplasm
Molecular function (GO): metalloaminopeptidase activity; zinc ion binding; peptide binding
Source: RefSeq, a predicted model, not a curated record
AUGCCUGCCCCAACUUCUACAAGAACGACGAGUAGUGAGGCGAUCCGUUUGGAGCCUCUAGGGAGAACUUCCAGUUCCCGUAGUCCUGGACAAAACGGAACUGCCAAUACUGAAGUGCCCGCAAAUUCAGGAGACAGUAACACAGGGUUGCACAAACGCAGCAUAUAUGAACACAAUGGAGUCGCCGUUUGUUCACAAAAGAGAGCGCUUUGCAUUGCCACCAUUGUUUUCGCGAUUCUCUUCGCCAUAUCACUCAUCAUUGCAUUUGCGGGAGCACAGAAUGACUGCCCUUGCGCUGGAGAAAAGCCAGCGAAUCUGGAAAUCGACGAGGAUGAGGAAGGCUCUGAACCGCUCGCAACGAACGGCGAGGUAUUCCCGUGGAAUAACGUAAGGUUACCCUCAUUCGCUCAUCCUACUAGGUAUAUCAUCACUAUCCAUCCAAACCUAACGACGCUGGAAGUCAAAGGACAAGUCACAAUUGAGUUCUUCGUGGACAAAGAGACCAAUUUUAUCGUCUUCCAUAGUAAAAAUUUGACAAUAAAUGAAAAGAUGGUCCAGGAUCGUAAAGGUCACAGAUUAAAGGUUGCUAAAAUGCUUGAAUAUCCAAAACAUCAGCAGGUUUAUUUGGAAUUAGAGGAGAGUAAAUUUCGAAAGAAAGGGAAUUAUACAGUCCAUCUGAGAUUUGUUUCAAAAUUAAAAAACGACCUCGAAGGAUUUUACCUCAGUAGUUACGUUACUGCUGAAGGAGAAAAGAGGUAUUUGGCGACAACGCAUUUUGAACCAACAUAUGCACGUUCUGCGUUUCCUUGCUUCGACGAGCCGCAGUUCAAGGCAAAGUUCAAAGUCUCUAUAUUCAGAGACAGGUUCCACAUAGCUCUAUGUAACAUGCCUGUAAUGAAUACUGAAGAUGCUGGAUUUUACAUGGGAACGGGACUUCUCCGGGACGAUUUUCAAGAAUCUGUGGAGAUGUCGACCUACCUGGUGGCUUUUGUUGUUUGCGAUUUUAAGAGGAUAUCCGAAAUGACGAGCAGAAACAUUUCUGUUAGUGUGUAUGCUGCAGAAGCUAUGCUUUCGCAGGCGAAAUAUGCACUUAGCACAGCUUCUCGAGCAAUGGACUAUUUUGAAUCCUUCUUUGGUGUCCAUUAUCCACUACCAAAACAAGACUUGAUAGCCAUCCCAGACUUCGCAGCUGGUGCCAUGGAGAACUGGGGCCUCAUCACUUAUAGAGAAACAUCAAUUCUUUAUGAUCCUGAUGAAACCUCCACAGUUGCACACGAGUGGGUGGCUGUUGUUGUAGCCCACGAACUUGCCCAUCAAUGGUUCGGAAAUCUGGUAACCAUGAAGUGGUGGAAUGACCUCUGGUUGAACGAAGGAGCAGCCAGCUACUUUGAGUACAAAGGCGUAAACCACCUUGCACCUGAGUGGAGCAUGAUGGAUCAAUUCAUCUUGGAUAAGAUACAGCCAGCUUUGGAUCUAGAUGGCCUUGCCAGUAGUCAUCCCAUCAGUGUUACGGUCAAAGAUCCCACUGAAAUCGAAGCGAUCUUUGAUACCAUUAGCUACAACAAGGGUGCCUCAAUUCUUUACAUGCUGGAAAACUUUCUUUGUGAAGAUGUUUUAAGAAGUGGACUGAAUGAUUAUCUGAAUAAACAUGCGUAUGGAAGCGCUGAUACCAAUGAUUUAUGGGCCGUUUUCACGAAACAUGCGAAUCACACCUUUGAUGUAAAGGCAAUAAUGGACACUUGGACUCAGCAAACGGGUUUUCCUCUUAUUACGAUCACAAGAGAAGGAACCACAAUUACAGCUAGCCAAAAAAGAUUUUUAGUUUCUCCGCGUGAAAAUGAAACUGAACUUCUUGAACCUAAAUCACCAUUCAAUUACAAAUGGUAUGUUCCAUUAAAUUACUACACGGAUAAGGAACCAACGAACAUCAGCAGCAUUUGGAUGAAUAUGACUAAUGUGACCUUCGAGAUUCCAUCAGACGUGGAGUACAUAAAAUGCAACGUAAAUCAGACAGGAUUCUACCGGGUGACAUAUCCGGAUGAUAUGUGGACAUCUAUAAUAAGAACUCUCUUAACCAACCAUAUGAAGUUCACACCAGCAGAUCGUGCCAAUUUAGUGGAUGACGUUUUCACCCUUUGCGAAGCAGGGGAGCUGAAUGCUUCGGUACCAUUGGAAUUGUCUUUGUACUUGUUAAACGAAAGGGAUUAUGUUCCCUGGGCGACAGCUUUAGGAUAUCUGCAUUCUUGGAAGCAAAAACUCAGUGAAAGCUCAGGAUUUAAAAAGUACAUUGCCUUUCUGAAAAAGUUGCUGGGACCAGUAACCAAAUACGUCGGUUGGAGCGACGAGGGAACUCAUCUGAAGAAAUUACUGCGAAUUUCCGUCCUACAGUUUGCUGUGGAAUUGCAAUUAGAUGAUGUUGUGCAACCGGCGACUAAUCUUUUCGAAAAUUGGAUGUUUAAAGGAAAUCGAAUCAGUCCAAACAUUCGUGAUGUGGUGUAUGCCGCAGGAAUCAAAUUUGGAGGCCAAAAUGAGUGGAAUUACUGCUGGGACACUUAUCAGAAAACACAAAUUCCCAGUGAAAAACGAAUUAUGCUUCGAGCUCUUGGAGCAACCAACGAUCCAUGGUUGCUUCAACGAUACCUGCUGAAAAGUUCCGACAGGGAAAAAGUGAGGACACAAGAUGUAGAAGCAGUGAUAGCAUCAGUUGCCAAAAAUGCCGAAGGCAAGUUUCUUGCCUGGAGGCACUUAAAAGCAUUUUGGCCUCAAAUUCACGCUCUUUUUGGAAACGGUUCCUUAUCGCUGGGUGGCCUUAUUCAUGUGGUUACUUCAGAAUUCUUCACUCAGUAUGAUUACAAGGAGGUCUCAGAGUUUUUCAAAAACAAGGAAGUUGGAAAUGGUCAGCGGAUGCUGGAACAAAGCUUGGAGAAAAUCAGAUUCAACAUUCACUGGGUGAAGACAAACGCCGACAUGGUUGACGAAUGGCUCACGAACUAUCUGAACACAAAGAAAAGCUAGACAUCAGGAGAAUCUCUCGUUAAGUGAAGCAAAGAUCUGAAUUCUGACGAAUUCUGAUUACCACUUGCGGACUACUCAGGAAGACACAGUCCGAGGCCUCCAUGUCGUAUAAUGGAAGUUCAGCUC